AUGAACCAGAUUUCUCCCAAGCGGCCCAAGGUCAGCGGCUCGCCGCCUCCGCCGUCUCGCCUCACCCAGGAGGAAGAGCUCGCCGUCAUGGUCGCCGCGCUUCGAAACGUCGUCGCCGGCACCACCAGCUCACUUCGAGCCCACCAAUUGGUCCAAUUCCCAUUGCCGCUCCCGCCGUCGGAUCUCGACACGUGUACGGUGUGCCGGAUCGAGGGCUGCUUGGGGUGUGGGCUUUUCCCGCCAAACCAAGAGGAUCAACAAAAUCAAAAUGCCAGCAACAACAACAACGAAAACAAGAAGAAGCAACCCGCCGCGCCGCGGAAACAGAGGGGGAAUAAGAAGAAGAACAGCUACAGGGGAGUGAGGCAGCGGCCGUGGGGGAAAUGGGCGGCGGAGAUUCGGGACCCGCGAAGGGCGACGAGGGUGUGGCUGGGGACGUUCGACACGGCGGAGGACGCGGCGAGGGCUUACGAUCGGGCGGCGAUCGAGUUCCGCGGGCCUAGAGCCAAGCUGAAUUUCUGCUUCCCCGAUCAAAUUCAGAUCGACGGAAGCUCGGAUUGUUCGAAUCGAAUGCCGGCCGGGUCGGAGAAGGCGAAGGGAAAGCGUGUGAGAGAGGAGAGGCCGAAGGUGGAGGAGAUGAUCGGAAGUUGUAGCGAAACGAUGGGGGAAAUGAUGAUGAGUGGAGAACAGGACGAGUUUCAGGAGUGGAUGAGGAUGGUGAUGGAUUUCUCCGGCGGGGAUUCUUCGGAUUCCGGCGGUACGUCGGGGACAAUGUGCACGAGCGCCGGGAAUCUCUGCUUCUGA
This is a messenger RNA of Linum tenue, 804 nucleotides long. Lineage: Eukaryota; Viridiplantae; Streptophyta; Magnoliopsida; Malpighiales; Linaceae. The record is from the annotation of a GenBank genome assembly.